AUGCAUUUCGCUUCUGCCCUCGCCGCCGUUGCCUGUUUUUCAGGCGCGGCGCUGUGUCAAACAAAGCUCAAGUUCAUGCCCCUGGGUGACAGCAUCACCGAGAUCACCUGCUGGCGGGCGCUGGUGUGGGACAACCUGGUCGCCGCCGGCGUGUCGGGCUCGGUUCAGUUCGUGGGCUCGACGACGAGCAACACGGUGAACUGCCGGGCCAAUGACCCGGCCUGGGAGAAGCGCCACGAGGGGCACUCGGGAUUCCUUGCCGUCGACAUUGCCCGCACCAAUUUGCCCAACUGGCUGCGCCUGAACCAGCCCGACAUUGUCAACUUCAUGCUUGGCACCAAUGACGUGAGUCGAGGAAAGACGACAACCGAGAUCAUCAACGCCUACACCAGCAUCGUCACGCAGCUGAGGGCCGCGAACCCCAAGGUCAAGAUAAUUGUCGACACCGUCAUCCCCCUCUCGUUCGGCCAAGCCGGAGUCACGGCAAUAAACAACCAGAUCCCAGCCUGGGCCGCACAGCAGAACAAGACCGAUUCUCCCAUCUACGUCCUCGACGUCGCCACGGGAUACCCCGCCAGCGCCAACCGCGACGGAGUUCACCCCGGCGCGCAGGGCGACCAGAUCAUCGCCUCCAAAAUGUCGCCUUUGCUGGUCCAGAUCAUCAAGGGCAGCAUAAAGCAGUGA
Gaeumannomyces tritici R3-111a-1 is the source of this 684-nucleotide messenger RNA. Its product is annotated as cellulose-binding protein. The transcript has 4 exons. Gene Ontology annotation, molecular function: phosphatidylcholine lysophospholipase A1 activity. Lineage: Eukaryota; Fungi; Ascomycota; Sordariomycetes; Magnaporthales; Magnaporthaceae. The record is from RefSeq and is a predicted model, not a curated record. The coding region runs from base 1 to 684 and encodes 227 amino acids.